AUGUACAUUGGCGCCGUCUGUGGGAACCUGCGACGAUCGAGCGAGAUGGAGGGCAUCUUGGACGAAAAUCCAUCAAGCCAAGACGACUCCGAACCACGUCAUCCCACCCCAGAGCAACAGGAAGUCAUAAACCAAGCCCGGAUGGCCAGCACCAUCCACCGAACAAACGAGCACAUGGUCACAGAUCCACAACAUCCCGAGCAAGCAAGGGACAAAGCGACACAGAUCAUUCAAGAUCUCUGCCUCCGAGUCCAGGAACUUGAAGGUAAACUCACCGACAAAGGAAAAUACGCCAACCAACACGGAAGCCAGGCAACGUCCAGGCCACGAUCCUAUCGUGGAAGGUCGCCAACACGGCAACACGAGAGAAAAGAUGAUCGUAGCACUUCACGUAACUACCGGCACGAAAGGUCGCCAGAACGGCGACACAGUAAAAAACACCACCGCAGUGCAUCCCACAACCUAAACCGUCAACACGAUUCGGACGAAGACCCCAGACAUCGGCACACAAAGCGCACAAGAAACGACCACGUCAUAAUGGGAGCCACGCCCUUCACAGAAAGAAUCUUAAAAGCAAAGCUUCCCAGAGGCUUCGACAAACCCACCGACAUGAAGUACGACGGAAUUAAAGACCCUCAAGAACACCUAACGGCUUUCGAAGCCAGAAUGAACUUGGAAGGAGCAUCCGACGCAGUCCGAUGCAGAGCCUUCCCGGUGACCCUUGCCGGACCAGCGAUCAAAUGGUUCAACGCCCUCCCGAACGGAUCCAUAACCAGCUUCCACGACAUCACAAGAAAAUUCAUGGCCCAAUUCACGACCCGAAUCACCAAGGCCAAACACCCCAUCAGCUUGCUAGGGGUCACACAAAAACAAGAAGAAUCUACAAGAAAAUACCUCGACCGCUUUAACGACGAAUGCCUGACUGUCGACGGACUCACGGACUCCGUUGCCAGCCUCUGCCUAACUAACGGACUUAUGAAUGAAGACUUUCGCAAACAUCUCACCACCAAACCAGUAUGGACCAUGCACGAAAUCCAGAACGUCGCCAAAGAUUACAUCAACGACGAAGAGGUUAGCCAGGUCGUCGCUGCCAACAAGCGGCAGCACGGCAACCCGACUCCCCGUCAUAACCCUCCACCCAAAGAAAACCAACGAGACCACCUCAAGCCGACCCACCGACCACCAAGAAUAGGAAAAUUCUCCAAUUACACCCCCCUAACAGCACCGAUUACUGAGAUAUACCACCAAAUAGCAGAUCGAGGCGUCAUCCCCAAAGCCCGACCACUCAAGGAAAGAACAGGAGGAAACAAAGCCCUCUACUGCGACUACCACCGAGGUUACGGACACAAAACACAAGAUUGCUUUGACCUUAAAGACGCUAUCGAACAGGCUAUACGAGACGGCAAACUCCCGGAGUUCGCCAAAUUCAUCAGAGAGCCAAGGCGUGCCAACAUCGACAAGUCACCAGAAAGAGAAGGGCGCAACCCAAGAACCCAAAAGCCGCCCCUCAGGGAAAACCCCGAAGAGGAUCCGACCAUCAUAGUGAACGUCAUCACGGGCAAGGACGUACCGAACAAGUCAAAGCUAACAAUGAAAAAGGACCUCAAAAUAAUGGCCGUCAGGCACCGCGACCCAGUCACCAUAGCCGACGGCACGAUAACUUUCUUACCGGAAGACUGCCAACACGGCACGUCGGCCGAAGACGCCCCCUUCGUCAUAUCAGCCUGA
Molecule: messenger RNA, 1728 nt
Organism: Arachis stenosperma
Lineage: Eukaryota; Viridiplantae; Streptophyta; Magnoliopsida; Fabales; Fabaceae
Exons: 1
Coding region: 1-1728 (575 amino acids)
Source: RefSeq, a predicted model, not a curated record